Symbiodinium necroappetens is the source of this 825-nucleotide messenger RNA. The record is from the annotation of a GenBank genome assembly. NCBI's taxonomy places the organism in Eukaryota, Dinophyceae, Suessiales, Symbiodiniaceae.
AUGUUCCGGCGAGAAGUGGCUGUUGCAUGUACACUUACUAUCUUUGGCUGGUCAGUUCUUGAGGUCCUGGAAGUGCUGUCAGAUGAUGCACCUCGGGACCUCGAUGUCCUAGAGGUGUUCAGUGUAUCCACAUCUAUUGUGAGAUGUGCACAUGCCAGAGGUCUGUCUGCAGACAGUUUUGACUACACCAACAACCACCAGGCAGAUGUAUUAACACCACAUGGCUUCUUCCAAGCCACGAAAAUGGUUCUUAGAUUGAAAGCAGGUGCUCUGCUUUGUUUGGCGCCAGACUGUAGCUCUUUCUCAUUUCCAUGUAUCCAUUGGACAAAGAGGAAGAAGGGCAACUUUGCUGGUGACGAAGAGAACCCAAAAGUUCGAUCAGGAAACUUGAUGGCCAGACUGUCUUUUUGGCUUCUAGCCCUGGCUUUGGCAAGAGGAGUCCACGUCAUCUUUGAGAACCCAGUCAACUCCAGUAUGUUCUCCUUCCUCAAGGAGCACAUUGACCGACUGUCCGAAGUGCCAGACUGCAAGUUGAAUUAUUUCUAUCUGCCGAGGUGUGCAUAUGUCGAGGAAAAACCCACAUAUAAGAAGACCUACAAGUUCAUGGCUGUUGGGCAGUGGCUUAAACAGGCUGUGCAGAAGUGCAAUUGUUCAGUGGAUCAUAUUCCACUCAUGACGUCGAAAAAGCUUCCAGAUGGCACUGUUGCCAAGACUGGCUCUGACGAACUGAAAGGCAGUGGUCUGUAUCCACCCAAAAUGGGAGAGGCCAUCUUCAAAGCCUGGCAGGAGUUUUGCAAGAGUUCUGCAGUCCCACAGGCUUGUACA